CGUGACUCCACAAGUCGCGGCUCUGACUACCGGAGUUACAUCAUACAGCCAUGAUGUGAACACGUUCUUUUGAAUGAGUACCCUAUGCCAGUUUUAAUCAGGUUGGCCCAUCAUUUGGCUGGCGCUAUGCGUCCAGAGGUUCAGGUGUGUCCAGGUGUUAAAACGGCAGUGUUUAAGGAAAUUAAGGACAAAGUGUUGAGACUGUCGCGAGUGCGUGACGCCGCUCAAGAAUGGAUGGAAGUGCUGCACACUGCUGUUCACUUUUUAAAGCAAGGAGAUGUGGUUGGGCUACCAACAGAUACGAUUUAUGGGAUUGCUUGCCUCGCCCAAAACACAGAAGCCAUCAAAAAGAUUUAUGAAAUUAAAGGAAGAAGUGAAAGCAAACCUUUAGCGAUCUGUGUGGGUUCCAUCCAGCACAUAUACAAGUACUGUAAAGUGACUGUUUCUGACCAGUUAUUAAAAGACCUUCUGCCUGGACCUGUAACUUUAGUCUUUGAAAGAUCUGCAACAUUGAAUCCAGACCUAAAUCCCUUCACUCCUCUUGUGGGAGUACGCAUUCCAGAUCAUGCUUUUAUGCAGAUGUUGGCACAAAAAUGUGAAGAACCAUUGGCUCUAACCAGUGCAAACCUCAGUUCUCAGUCUAGUACCCUCACAGUAGAUGAAUUUUAUAACCUCUGGCCUCAGUUAGCCGUUGUUAUUGACGGUGGACCAAUUGGUGAUAGAAUGAGCCCCUUGUGUCGUUUAGGUUCAACAGUGAUAAAUUUAGUUACACCUGGGAAAUACAGCAUCAUAAGACCUGGAUGUGCUUUUACACCUACAGUUGAAAUCCUUGAGAAACACAGUCUCUCAUUAUCAACUUCAGAUCCAUGAAUGUUUUUGCAUAUAGAAAAUACACUUCCAGAGACAAGUACAUCUUUACUGGUUACUUGCAGGGGUACUACCUCUUUAGGCAGAAAUAUGCUUAAGUGAAGUGUAAUAAAUUAUAUGAAAGUGAUAUGUUGGAUCUGCAAAGGUGGAAGAAUCCUGAUAUGCUUGAAUUUUUACAUAAAAUUCCUGCUAAUCGUCAUUGUUUGCAGUUUUAUAAUAGUUGUUUUAGUUUACUUUUCUUAUAUAGAUAAAAAUGGUUAAAUUCAAUCAAUGUAUUAUUUAUGUAAAAAGAAAAAUCUUUAAGUAGAGUGUUAGAAAAGAAGGCAGGGAAUCAUGCGUGUACGAACAUACUAUAAGCAUAUACAGCAUAUGUGCAUAUUGUUUACUAAAAUGUUUGUGUGUGUAUAUGUGUGUGUGUGUAUAAAAUAAAAUAACUUACAUUCUUGUAUGAAUUCUUUGUUUUAUAUAAAUUAUACAGCACUUGGAGACCUUUGCUCAUUGAAUUGGUAAGAAUGUAAUAAUAGAUACAUUAAUUGAAGUAGGCACGCUACUCACUUGUUACUCAGUGUUUUAAGUAACAGUUAAGGAAUGAAGUAAAGUUUUGAAGGAAUUCAAGUUAAACAAAUACAUAAUUUCCGUGUCUGCAGCAUGAAUAAAAUGGACUAUAGUAGCUGAUUCUUUAUUUAGAGAGAUUAGAAGAAAACACUGAGUUUUUCAGCUAUCAGAUUUGACUGCACAUCUCUUUUAGGUUAAUAUAAUGGACUCUGCUCUUUUGGACCUCUUUCAGUGCUGGGUAUACAGUUGAAUUUUACCAGAUUGCUUUUUAAUUUAUACUUAAAAACUGUAAAUGUAAUUUCAUAAUGAAGCAUAUGCAUGAUUUUGAUGUUUAAUUUCAAAUGUAAAGGUAUUUUUAUUUGGGUUUAUUAAAACCUUUUCAAGCUGUUUUUCAGAA
Molecule: messenger RNA, 1819 nt
Organism: Erpetoichthys calabaricus (reedfish)
Lineage: Eukaryota; Metazoa; Chordata; Cladistia; Polypteriformes; Polypteridae
Gene: yrdc
Product: yrdC N(6)-threonylcarbamoyltransferase domain containing
Exons: 6
Coding region: 85-870 (261 amino acids)
Biological process (GO): regulation of translational fidelity
Cellular component (GO): cytoplasm
Molecular function (GO): tRNA binding; nucleotidyltransferase activity; double-stranded RNA binding
Source: RefSeq, a predicted model, not a curated record